UUUUUGCCAAUUCUGAUAGUGCGACACCUGCAGAUGUUCAACGAAAAAACAUACGACGAAGUUGGGAAUCUUUGUGGACAGAUUUCGGAUCUUAAACGUAUUGCCGGUCUUUCUUCAUCAACUAUUGCAGAGGAUGAUCAAGAGAAAGCAGAGGAACUUGAAAAUCGUUUAACUUCAGUUGAUCAAAUUCGUCAGAUUUUGCGUUCGCAAUUGGAGAGUCUUAUUUGGGUGGAUAAACAUUCUGAUGCAUUACUUGAACGUGUUCAACGUGCUACUUCUGAUAUUUUAACUUUACAAUGA
Messenger RNA from Meloidogyne enterolobii, 300 nucleotides. NCBI's taxonomy places the organism in Eukaryota, Metazoa, Nematoda, Chromadorea, Rhabditida, Meloidogynidae. The record is from the annotation of a GenBank genome assembly.